UUCCCUUGCAUAACUAGUCAACACUCAUUUCUUUAAAAGGUUUCAUUAGUUUAUUUGCACUAACACCCUUCGCAUCUAUUCAACCCUUUGUGAAGAGAUACAACCCCUUUAAAACUCCAAUAAAUUUAACUGAAAACAUAAAUAUUCCCUAGAACAGCUUAAGUAGCUUAGACCAUACGCAUCCUAAGAAAUAACCUAAAGAAGAUAGGAAGUAGACAAAAAAAAAAGAGAAGCCUAAACAAAUAUUUGUGUUCUUGUGUCGGUUAAGAAAAAUUAAUCGAAGUAUACCAUAUUUUCAAAGUAAUAUUACCGCAAAAUGAAGCUCGUAAGAUUCUUAAUGAAACUUUCUCACGAAACGGUCACAAUGGAGCUUAAAAACGGUACGCAGAUCCACGGAACUAUUACCGGAGUCGAUGUCGCUAUGAAUACACAUUUAAAGGCUGUAAAAAUGACCCUGAAGAACCGGAACCCUGUGAACUUGGACACACUCACCGUUAGGGGUAACAACAUCAGAUACUACAUCCUUCCGGACAGUCUUCCUCUAGAAACUCUUCUGAUUGAUGACACUCCUAAAGCGAAAGCUAAAAAGAAGGAUCAGGCAAGAGGUGCCUCUAAGAGCAGAGGUCGUGGACGUGGUAGAGGAGGCCCCAGGGGACGUGGAAGAGGAAGAGCAAGGAGAUAAGUCAUUUUCAUUAUAAUGAUUAGGUUUAAUUUAAUCAUAUGAUUUGCUCUUUAGAGUAUAAACUUCCUGAAGUCCUUAAAGACUAAGAAAUAAAAAUUUUUUUUGUUA
Molecule: messenger RNA, 790 nt
Organism: Anthonomus grandis grandis
Lineage: Eukaryota; Metazoa; Arthropoda; Insecta; Coleoptera; Curculionidae
Product: probable small nuclear ribonucleoprotein Sm D1
Exons: 2
Coding region: 317-682 (121 amino acids)
Biological process (GO): spliceosomal snRNP assembly; RNA processing
Cellular component (GO): U2 snRNP; spliceosomal tri-snRNP complex; SMN-Sm protein complex
Molecular function (GO): RNA binding
Source: RefSeq, a predicted model, not a curated record